UUCCUUCCAGGUUUUAUAUUUCUGUUCUCUAGGGAUCUAGUUAUCACAUUUUAAUUAGGUUCUCAUCUGUUGCACAGGACAUGGCAUGACUGAAAACAGUAGCUGUAUAGCCUUUAAUCUGAGAGAUCGGAUCAAGAUUGUCACUUUAUGAAAUCCAGCACCUUUUAACCUUCUCUGAAAGUUUGGACUCGGAGCAUGCACCCUUUAGGUUUGCAAGAGAAUGCAAAUGUGAGCGAUCCUAGUCACGUUGAGCAGCAAUGCAACAGUCGUGUGGUCUUGCCAUGCUCAGUGGAAGAGUAUCAAGUCGGGCAGCUUUUCUCGGUGGCUGAGGCCAGUAAAAACGAGACGGGUGGAGGAGAAGGCAUUGAAGUGCUCAAGAAUGAACCCUAUGAGAAGGAAGGCGAGAAGGGACAAUACACACACAAAAUCUACCACUUAAAGAGUAAAGUGCCAGGCUUUGUGAAGAUGAUCGCACCAGAGGGGGCAUUAGUUUUCCAUGAAAAGGCUUGGAAUGCUUAUCCAUACUGCCGCACGAUUGUGACUAACGAAUACAUGAAAGAUGACUUCAUGAUUAAAAUUGAAACAUGGCACAAACCUGACACGGGCUCUUUAGAGAAUGUACAUGAUCUGGAUCCCACCACAUGGAAGACGGUCGAAGUCGUACAUAUCGAUAUAGCCGAUCGGUCUCACGUUGAACCUGGAGAUUAUAAACAGGAAGAGGACCCAGCAAUCUUUCAAUCAGAGAAAACAGGCCGGGGACCUUUAGGACCGGACUGGAAGAAAGAGCUCUUGGCUAAGCCAGAUGCCCCUCGUAUGUGUGCGUACAAACUAGUCACCGUCAAGUUCAAGUGGUGGGGCCUGCAAACCAAAAUAGAAAACUUCAUCCACAAGCAAGAGAAGAGAAUUUUCACCAACUUCCACCGUCAGCUCUUCUGUUGGAUUGACAGCUGGGUGGAGCUCACCAUGGCGGACAUCCGCCGGAUGGAGGAGGAGACGCAGCGAGAACUGGAGGAGAUGCGUCAAAAGGGGUCCGUACGAGGCACGACAGCAGCUGAAGAUUAGCCGAAUCCUUUUUAGUAACACGAGGCAGGUGGAGAUACUCCCUUCGUAAAACUGGUCAGGUUCGAGGCACCAGUGCUGCUCACGAACAAUGAGGCUAAACUUCAAGAAUCCAACCACGAUGACGCUUGACGAAAGACAUCACCGCAUCCAACCAAACUGGCCAGUGGCGGCGCCGUCCUCCUCCACCAGCAGACCGCAGAAUGACACAGUGAUCCGUAGUACUGUACUCACACACCUGCCGACAGGGUGGACACGCAUCACACUCGACCUGCUUUUAGAUUCACGCAGGUUGAUCCUGUGACUUUUUCCACUUUGUUAGAAACAUCAGAGUAUUGCUGUAUGGUUGUGUUAUUCGAUUUCAGAAACAAAACGACUUCAUUUUGGCAGGCAUCGGACCAAUUCUUUGUUUUUGUUUGGUUUUAUCUGUUUGUAAUGGUUCAGAUCUUUAUUUUCUUGUCUGUGUUUAGUCUUUCACCCAGAUGAAGCACUUCUUUUGGUUCCUUUAAAAUCCUAAUCACGUUUUAAUUAGUAGAUUGUCAUUUCGUAUCAGUGUAGUCCUGCCUUUCUAAGUAAAAUUUGUGAUGCUACUGCACGGCAUGCACCUUUGUGUAAAAACACACGUCCACCUCGCAAAACCUCUGCCGCGAGUGGCUUUUGCAUGAGCUCAGGCAUGUUCUUAAGACACUUCGCGUGACGUAACCCCUCAGGACUCUUCAGGUUCUCCUCACCAAAAUCCAGACUAAUUACCAGAGCAAAUCGCCACUGCUUCUGCUGCUUUCUUAUUUUUCGAGUCGCUUUAGGACAGGCAAAGUGCUUUUAUAUUGCUAAUCUACCUGUAACGCUCUCGGGGUUCCCACGGUCUUGGAAAAUCCUGGAGAUAUCAGGGAAAAAUUGUGAUUUCCAGGCCCGGAAAAGUCUCAGUUCAUUACAAGUGUGCAUACAUAAAGCAGUUUCCCCUCAUUAAAUUAUAAUAAAAUAAAAAAAAAAAAAGCAAAAAUCGUCAUUUCACUAUCAAAGUUGCAAUGCACGUGUACCACGUUGACGUUUAAAAGCUGAAGUGUGAUGAUUCUUGUAUUUGAUCUAUAAAGUUGUAAAUCUAAAUGGCCAUUUCUGAGGUGUAACUACUUUUCCCGGUGGAUCAAUCUCUGGUUACUGACUCCUUUCUGGAAUCCUUGCGCAUAUUAUGCAAAUGUUACUAGUGUUGUCAUGACAACAGAUUUAAAUUCGGUGUCACUACACAGGCACAGGCAGUAAGAGAUUCUAGUGCACAAGUCUCGUGGUUUUAGUGUGCACUUGAAUCUAUUGACCAGCCCUGCAUUAUUUUGCUUUUUAACAAAAACGGACAAUCUGAUAUUUUCUACAAUUUACAUUCUGUCCCCAAAACCUUUCUUUAAUGAAAUCAUAAUUGAUAUAUUUAUAUAGUGAAUAUUGCAUUAUCUGCAAAAUGAUUGAUCAGAACGUGUGGGAACCCUGAGCUCUGCACCUGAAUGUGUGCGUAGAGGCCUCAACAGGCGCUUAGGAUAAAGAGAACUUUAUAAACACAUUUUAAAGAGCUUGAUAUUUGUAUAGUUUCUAUAUCGUACCAGGUCAGAUUCGCAGUCCUCCUCGUCUCUGGCCGUCCUGCACCAGCUCCGAUUAUCCAGCCUUGCAAAAAAAGAGUCUCUGCUGUUUGCACUUGACCCCGCAGUGCAGGGCUGUUUUAUCUCAUUGUUUAUUAUUAACAGGUUUUUAACGUGUACGGUUCUCAGCCCCUGUCGAGAGGAAACCGAUCGGAUUUUUAUCAUAUAUUGUGGCCAGUGCAUUAGUUUUAAUAGUCGGGCUUUCAUGGACCGCUGACGGCCGGAGUUUGCGUAGUCGCAUGCAAACCAGUGCCUGAUGUCUGCAUUGAAACUGCGAUCCUGUCGCACUGUGAUUGUCUAGUUAGAAUUGCACAUUUGUGAUCGUUUUCAAGCCUGAAUGUGGAGUACAACACGGUUCUUCUCGGUUUGCGUGUUUUGUUUCUUAACGUCCCUCUCAUUUCAAGGUCCACGAAUGUUCACGCAAUCAUGCAACCCGUCAGGUUCGGCCUCAGCGGCACCUUUAUGGCAAUCAAGGCGACGUU
Molecule: messenger RNA, 3163 nt
Organism: Sinocyclocheilus anshuiensis
Lineage: Eukaryota; Metazoa; Chordata; Actinopteri; Cypriniformes; Cyprinidae
Product: phosphatidylinositol transfer protein beta isoform
Exons: 12
Coding region: 196-1062 (288 amino acids)
Biological process (GO): phospholipid transport
Cellular component (GO): cytoplasm
Molecular function (GO): phosphatidylcholine binding; phosphatidylinositol transfer activity; phosphatidylinositol binding
Source: RefSeq, a predicted model, not a curated record